UAUUCAUCCCCUUAUAUUCAAUUUUUAUCAAAACUUAAGAGAGUGAGCUUGAAAUCUUCCUAACGAAGGAUGCGACCGUGGAGUGCGAAGAACUUCGGCCGAGGGCUAUUUUUUCCCAUAAUCUUCUGUUGACAGAAGAAGAAUCUACUUGUAGGCGAAGAACGCUUCCAACAACAUCACCUGUAUCCUUCGAGGAACUGGUUUUCAGUUCCGAUCCCAAAUUCAAAUCGAGCACAACAGUUUGGAUUCGAAACUUGAAAGAUGCAAAAUUGGUUUUCCGCCGGCGCCGGUGACAGUAGCAGCGAUAGUAAUCGCAAUUCACUUCCAAAGACGCUGUCAUCUUCCUCUUCGUCGCUGCUAGCGGAUUGGAACUCUUAUGCUGCUACAAAAGGCUCCGAUGUAGGCUCUAGUAGCCUCGUUGGUUCGUUUGAUAUUGAAUCGGCUGUUAGGUCUGCCAACGACACUGUGACUGGCACCUUCAAUGUGGUAUCUAGAGGAGUGAGUAACAUACCAGGAAAUUUACAGUCUGCUACAAUAAUAGUCCCUCAGAAAUUUGCUCUUUGCUUCACUGUUGGAUGUGGUUUCAUAAUCGGGGCAUUCUUCAUGCUUAAAGGCCCAAAAAAUCAGUUUCUGCAUAUGACAUCAACAGAGAGACUUCCUUUCACAUUGGGGUUCAUAGGCAGCAUGGUGGGGACCAUUUAUGUUUCCAUGGUUCUUCAUAGCUAUAUCCUCUCUGUGUUCUUUGCUGUUAUUCAGGUUCUUGCUCUUGCAUACUAUUGUAUUUCAUAUUUCCCGGGUGGAUCAGCAGGGAUGAAAUUUCUAACAUCUUCAAUGACUUCAGCAGUCUUGAAAUGCUUUGGGCGUUGACCAUUGACCUUUGUGAUUCUUCUGGAAUUUUGUACUUUUGAACAUAUAGAUAUAGUCCCUUUAUCAUUACCAAAUCUGUUUUUGAGAUGAGUCGAUUGUUUUUUAAUCUAAAUAUUGUGAUUACUUCUUAUUCUUAUGUUUUAAUCUGUUUUGAAACUCCUAAAUAGAAACAAAAUACAAGGAGAACUAGAUAACUUAAUAUUGAGCAUUAGAUCAAAGUCAUAUAAUAGCUCUUUUAGCUUUAAUGAGAUGAACCCCAAUCAUCCCUUACUUGAAGCUCAC
Molecule: messenger RNA, 1149 nt
Organism: Lactuca saligna
Lineage: Eukaryota; Viridiplantae; Streptophyta; Magnoliopsida; Asterales; Asteraceae
Source: the annotation of a GenBank genome assembly